Molecule: messenger RNA, 1598 nt
Organism: Chenopodium quinoa (quinoa)
Lineage: Eukaryota; Viridiplantae; Streptophyta; Magnoliopsida; Caryophyllales; Amaranthaceae
Product: protein ENHANCED PSEUDOMONAS SUSCEPTIBILTY 1-like
Exons: 1
Coding region: 17-1420 (467 amino acids)
Source: RefSeq, a predicted model, not a curated record
UUUAGCUUAGCUUUACAUGGAAAAAAUCAAACUCAUUUCAGAAUGCUUUGUUAAGCCAAAAUAUGAGGUUGAAGCUGCUAAACAACCUUAUCACUUGUCACCUAAAGAUUUAGCCUUGUUAUCACUUGAUCCUAUACAAAAAGGUCUUCUUUUUACCCUUAAUACCCCACCUUCAGCUGAUCAUGUUUAUGGUCGAAUCGAAGUCGUAUCUCAUCUAUUAGAGAGGCUUAAACACUCACUAUCUAUUGCCCUUGUUCAUUUUUAUCCGUUAGCGGGGCGUUUUGUAACAUGUAAAUACCCCGACGAGCACGCUUGUUCGGUCUACAUUGAUUGCAACAAAGGCCCCGGAGCAAGGCUCAUUCAUGCUACCGUGCUAGAUGUUAGUGUUUUUGAUAUUAUAUCUUCGAUUGAUGUUCCGACUAUUGUUUCAUCUUUCUUUGAGCUUGGUGAAAAGAUGGUUAAUUAUGAUGGUCAUACAAGGGCUUUAUUGUCAAUUCAAGUAACGGAACUCGUUUAUGGGGUGUUUAUGGGGUUUACCAUAAGUCAUAGUGUUGUCGAUGGUACUUCUUUCAUUCAUUUUGUAAGUAUCUUAUCUGAAAUUUUUAGAUCAAAUAAUGAGCAUAUUAAAGAUACCACAAAAAUCUCACGUACACCCAUCUUUAGUUAUAAUCCGUGUAUAAAAAAUGGUAUUGAUAACCAAAAUGGUACGAUUUUUAAGUUGCCUCAUCUAGAGCCUGCGGAAUUCAUAACCCAUGGAUAUGAUCCUAGCCCGUUAAGGCAUCGAAUUUUUCACUUUUCUCAUAAAUCGCUAGUAUCUCUGAAAGCCAAGGCUAAUCAAGAAUACAAAGCGAACAAUGUAAUAUCCUCGUUUCAAGCUUUAACUGCUCUUGUUUGGAGGUCCAUCACCCGAGCUCGAAACCUAACAACAGAUCAAUUAACCUCUUGUAUCAUUAUACUCAACACUAGGACUCGGUUAAACCCAGUUUUAUCUGAUGAUUACUUCGGAAAUUUUGUUACCAAAGCCAAAUGUGAAUGUACUGUAGAUGAGUUGUUGGGCCACAAUUUGGGUUGGGCUGCAAAGAAUUUACAGGAAGCCAUUUUGGCCCAAGAUGAAAAACGAAUACUUGAGUUAUGGAAUCCUACUAAGGCCCUAGAAGUAAAUCGUCGCAACCCAACUAAUAAUGGGCCAGAAAGUAUCAUUAUAGGUGGGUCAGGAAGGUUUGAUAUGUAUGGGCCUGAGUUUGGGCUGGGCCGUGCUUUGGCUAUUCGUAUGGGCUGCGCAAAUUGGAAAGAUGCAAAGGUGACUGUAAACCCAGGGUGUGAAGGCGGAGGGAGUAUGGAUUGGGAAAUCUCUUUAAGGCCCCAUGCUAUGGCUACCCUUGAAUCUGAUUUCGAGUUUAUGAGUUUCGUAUCACUUUGAUGUACUACCGUUACUUUUAUGCAUUUAAGGUAAGGAGAACGACACUUAUCCUUAGAGUAACACUUUCCACUCGAAAACUGAAUGUAUCCAAGUGUAUCUACUUGUACUCUGUAUGUCUCGGCUCACAUUAGUUGCACUAUUUGUUUAUAGAAACAUUAUAAUUUCUAAAUUACGUGCA